Molecule: messenger RNA, 2018 nt
Organism: Vitis riparia (riverbank grape)
Lineage: Eukaryota; Viridiplantae; Streptophyta; Magnoliopsida; Vitales; Vitaceae
Product: ribosomal RNA processing protein 1 homolog
Exons: 1
Coding region: 141-1784 (547 amino acids)
Biological process (GO): rRNA processing
Cellular component (GO): preribosome, small subunit precursor; preribosome, large subunit precursor; nucleus
Source: RefSeq, a predicted model, not a curated record
AGCAAUAUGGAAAUCAUUCACAUUUCCCAAAUUACCCCUAGGGUUUUCCACCGUGCCUUUCAACACACACACUCCCGCAAACCCUAGAUCCCAAAACCCUAGCGUCUCCCCAGUCCCCACAACGUCCAAUCCAUCCAUCUAUGGCGCUUGACCGAAUCAGGCACCUGGCCUCCUGCGACAAAUCCACCAGAGACGAAGCCCUCCGCCUCCUGCAUACAUGGCUCCCUUCCCAAUCCCAAGUCUCCGAAGAAGACAUGAAGAAAGUCUGGAAAGGCCUCUUCUAUUCCCUCUGGCACGCCGACAAAACGCCAGUUCAAUCCGACCUCAUCGACCGCCUCGCUUCUCUCCUCACCACUCUCAACUUGCCCCUUUCAAUUCAUUAUUUUUCCGUCUUCCUCCUCACCAUGCGCCGUGAGUGGCCCGGUAUCGACGCUCUCAGGUUAGAUAAGUUUUAUCUCUUGAUUCGGAAAUUUAUGUACAAUUUUUUUCUUGUUUUGAAGAAUAAUUCGUGGGAUUUGGAGAUCUCGAAGAGAUUAAUUGUGGUAUUGGAGUUGGAGGAUGGGAGAUUCAGUGGGAAUGGUGUUGGGUAUCAUGUUGCUUCUGUUUUUCUUGAGGAGCUGAGGCCGUUUUUGCCGGUACGGAGAGAGAUUGUGAGUGUUUUGUUUGAGCCUUUUGUUGAGGUUAUGGGGAGGUCAGCGGAUAAGGUGUUGGUGGGGAAGGUGAAGUCGAAUGUGUUUGAUUUUUUGGUGAGGAUGGGUCAGAGAUUGUUGGAGGUGAAGAGGUUGGGUGGGGAUGAGGGUGGAGAUGGGGAUGCAGUGGCGUUUGGAACUUUAGCGGUGGCAUUUGGGUUUUCAAAGAAGUUCUAUGAGUUGGGUUCUGCCCCUGAUUGCCUUCAGGGGAAUAGGAAAGUCCUGUUUGGUUUGCAUGAGGGUUUUGCAAAGUUGGAGAAGGAUUUUGCAUCGGCACGUAUUGAAAUUUCUAUUCCUGAGGAUGAUAAUUGUGAUGAAGAUGAGCUACCGACUUUGAUCCCGAUUGCCCAGCCUGAGGUGGAAGUGGAAGGUGCUUCUGAAGUUGUUGAAAGUGUUGGUAAUGGCUCUGCUCGGAAGGCCUCGAAGAAAAGCAAGAAGCUUAAGAAAGUGUCUGGUGGAAGUGAUAAGAAGAAUAAAAUGAAGAAAAAAAAAAGUCCUGAUCUUGUUUCAGAAAACAGUGCUACAGUUGCGUACAAUGAAAAUGUAACUGUCCCAAACGAUGAGAACUCAAACUGUGAACCUUCAAGUGAUCAGAGUUUGAUAGACUUCAAUGAAUCUGUGAUUUCAAACCUCCAGAUGCAGUUUGAGAAGGUUGCUGCUGAAGUUGGUCUGGGUAAUGAGUUAAUGGGUUUGUGUGAUUCCCCUACAAGGCCAGUUAAUGGUACUGUCUCCAAGAAGAGAAAGAGAGCUAAGAAUAACAAUGAACAUGAUGUAAGUAGUCAAGGAGAUGAUGAAAGCAGUGCUCUUGCAAAGAGUAAAGGGAAGAGUGCCAAGAAGGUAAAGUUUUCCAUAAAAAAUAACUUGGUGUGGAAGCCCCAGAGUCCUUUACCUCCCCAAAGCUUGAGACUACCACCAUCUGUGACCCCUAGAGGCAGUGCCCUCAAGAAAGGGAUACCUCCUGGUCCUGUUAGAGAAAUGCCUCAGACAAAAAAGGUCAAGAAGAGAGCCAAGUCUCUGAAGAAAGGCCGGAAUGGAAUUAAGAGCAUUUCCCCAGCCAUAAAGCGUUUGAAGAAGUUACAAUCUCUUUCUAUUUAAUAGAUUUUAGGUGUUCGAUUAUGUUCCUUUUUUUUUGGGUUUUUUGAUAGGUUGUAGGAUUGUGCCUUUGUGCAUCAUAUCUCUUUAAUAUUUGGUUUUUACAGUUGAAUGGUUAAAAUCCCAAUAUGUGGUGCUCUUCUUUCAUGGCCAAGUCCUUGUUGAGUGAAAUACCAAAGUUGAGUGUGAUAUCUACAUUGAUUUCAUUGGCAUGUUGAGAUAAAUGAUGCUUAAUUA